Messenger RNA from Colletotrichum godetiae, 2322 nucleotides. Its product is annotated as major facilitator superfamily transporter. NCBI's taxonomy places the organism in Eukaryota, Fungi, Ascomycota, Sordariomycetes, Glomerellales, Glomerellaceae. Gene Ontology annotation, molecular function: transmembrane transporter activity. Bases 325 to 2142 code for a protein of 605 amino acids. The record is from RefSeq and is a predicted model, not a curated record. Gene Ontology annotation, biological process: transmembrane transport. The transcript is spliced from 2 exons.
UUGUCCUGCCCCCCUCCCGAAUCACCUCACCUCCUCGCAUUUACAGCCAGCUCGAGACCAUGCGCUGGAGGCUACGAUUUUGCAUUCCAUCUCCGUGAGACCCUGGCAGCGGGGUAGCCCGGGCCCAGCAGCUACACCCGAACGAGCAGCUCACCACCGAACCCAUCUCCGACCAUUUACCACCGACCCCAGUACCCGUAAACCGUGACCGAUCUCGACGACCAUCUCGACGACGUCACCGCUAAGUUCUGUAAGAAACCUGUGUAGCUGCAACUGGUCGACCUCUGCAUCAGGCCCUGCGCCUCAAUUGCCGCAGCUUCCAACAUGCCUCGCACCACCAACAGUAACAACGUUGCUCGCGCAGCUGCUGUGUCCCGGACAGCCUCGUCCGGCUCCUUUCACGCAGGCGCUCCCAUCCCAACCCUAGGGAAUAUUGAAUCCAGCCGGAGGACCACGAUGCGACGCCAAUCUACUCACCGAUAUCAUACCUUUCCGACACCACCUCCCAAGACACCCCGCGAGCAAUCAUCCGCAGAGCUUUUCCCACAUUCCGACGAUGAUUCCGAUGCAUCAGACGACGACCACCGGCAGACUCCUCUGCCCGUCAAGCAGCUUGCUUUGCUUGCCUUCCUCUCCCUGAGCGAGCAGACAGCACUAAACUCCAUCGGCCCUUACCUGCCUCAGAUGGUAGAGUCCUUCUCCGAUAUACCAGAUUCUCAGACGGGCCUAUACGUUGGAAUCCUUGCCUCGGCAUUUGCGCUCGCCCAACUAUCAACGAACCUAUUAUGGGGCUAUCUGUCAGACGUCGUGGGUAGGAAACCAACCAUGGUUCUGGGUACCUUCAUGUUAGCAGGCUGUUUUGUGGGCUUCGGGUUCUGCAGGACCUACUGGCAGAUCGUAGUCGUUCAUGUGGCCAUGGGUAUGCUCAAUGGCAAUGCUGCCGUUGUUCCCACAGUUCUGGGAGAAGUGACGGACCGCUCCAACCAAAGUCGGGCCUUCACAUGGCUUCCCGUCAUCUACUCCCUAGGCGGCAUUACGGGUCCGGCCUUGGGCGGGCUACUGGUUGGUACCAUGGGAAAGCGGUACCCAUAUCUUGCGCCCAACUUGCUGAGUGCAGGGCUAUUAUUCAUCAGCGUGAUUGUCGUCGCAAUCUGGUUCGAGGAGACACUGGAAACGUUGGAGCCAGACCACGCAGCUUGGAUUCCUGCUUGGGCGCGCAAAGCUUGGUCCUGGGUCUCGCGAGAAGCGCAACCGCGCAGAGGUUCGUGGGCCACACGCUGGCCUCGCCGCGGAUCACAGGCCGUGGUCAGCACCGACGACGACGAGGAAGAAGAAGAUGACGAGGACGAGGCAGGGGAGGAUCAAGGGUUGCUUCAGCAUGCAUCCGAGAACGAUGCCCAUGCCGACGAUGACGCUAAGCUCCCGGGCGACCUAGCGACAUGGCGUCAACUUUUGAAUCGCAAUACGGUUCUCGUACUGUUAACCUACCUAGUAUUCCAGUUGUCCAACAUCUCCUUCAACAGCUUGUACCCGAUCUUCGCCGACGCCAACCCUCCAACAGGACGCGGUCUCCCGCCAAGUAAGAUUGGUAUCAGUCUAAGUCUGGCCGGAGUGGCCACCAUCGUCUUUCAAGCUUUCCUCUUCCAGCACUUGAAGACGCGGCUGGGAAAUCUGGGCACCUACCGCAUAGCCCUGCUGGGAUUGGCUGUUAGCAUGGCACUGAUGCCCUGGAUUCCCUACUUGGACGACGAGCCGCUGUUCGGCGUCGGCAGCGGUCCGGCUUGGCUGUAUGCGGAACUGGGCGUCAUCCUCAUCAUCAAGAACAUCUGCGCCGUGGGCGGACUGUCCAGCGUCAUGCUCUUGAUUACGAACUGUGCACCGAAUCAUGCUACUUUGGGAACAUUGAACGGCAUCGCUCAGACGCUGUCCGCCGCGGGCCGCAGCUUUGGUCCGUUCGUCUCUGGCUCCCUUUUCACGCUAUCCACGCGUGUCCAUCCCAAGGGUGAGGCCCUGGUCUGGGGCAUAUUUGGCGGCAUUGCCCUCUUGGGAUGGGUUGGAUCCCUCGCCAUCCGCAACCGUGGUCUCGAGAGUGACGAUUGGGUUGGCGAGGAAGAUGGCACUGACGGCGAAAAUGAGCCAUGAGCCAUUGUACCAAUCUCUUGCCGCGAAGAUCGACACAUGUGUCAACCCCGCUAGGUUCAUGUUUGUAAACGGUCGAAAAAUGUUUCGGAUAAUCAUAGCAUUGGGGAAAAAAAAGUGUCGGAAAUGCCUGGUUCAAAGCGGAUAUAUUUGCAUCAAUAGAAGAGGGUGGAACCAGCUCAC